GUCUUUCCGGAUGUAUAUCGACGUUAUUACACGAUGGCAUUAUGAAUCCUGCCGAAGUUGUGAAGCAGAGGAUGCAGAUGUUGAAUUCACCAUACAAAUCCGUGAUGCAUUGUCUGAUGAAGGUGUACCAUACGGAGGGACCGAGGGCGUUCUACCGGUCUUACUCCACCCAACUGACGAUGAACGUGCCGUUCCAGAGCAUCCACUUCAUGGUGUACGAAUUCGCGCAGAAGGUGACCAACAAGGAGCACAAGUACAAUCCGACGGCUCACAUGACCAGCGGUGCCUUGGCAGGUGCCGUGGCCUCAGCAAUCACCACACCGUUGGACGUCUGCAAGACGUUGCUCAACACCCAGCAAGUCGGUAGCAUAAAAGGCAUGAGGAAUGCCAUGAAAACAGUCUAUAGGUUAGGCGGUUUUGCCGGCUUCUUCAGGGGAAUGCAGGCACGCAUCAUGUACCAGAUGCCUGCAACUGCGAUCUGCUGGUCGACGUACGAGUUCUUCAAGUACAUCCUUGGAAACGCGCGCUUGGAGGAGGUCAGACUGGUCGUUCCUCCAAGCACGGUCUUCGCCGAGGACGACGGAAGCGUUGGUAGCAACAUGAGCAGGGAUUCAGAGAAGCAGCAGCAAUCUCUGACCCCCUCGACCGAGAAGAUCAACCUGAAGGCCCGAGAGAUCCCGGCGAUGUCCGGCGCCGGCCUGUACGGUUCCCUGUCCUUCAACACCAUGCAUACCUCGGCCGAUUCCAGUUUUAACAGGAGGAAAGACUCCACGAUACUCGACAUCACUCACACCUAGUUGCGAGUCAGAAGUAUUACCUAGUUAACACACCCCCGAAGCGAAGCAAAGCAAAAAUAUAAUUGUUUUACCAAUAACGAAAUAUCCAUCCUACGGUCACCCUUUGAAUACACACGCAAACACCUUUCACAACGUUCUUUCCACCCCCGAAUUUAAUGAGAACACACAACAACCACAAUCAUAAAAUCGUCAUCCGUUUUAGAUCAACAAAACAAAAAGAAAUAAGCAGUCGAAUAUUAAUUUAUUGGAAAUUUUUUGAGAUGUUUGUAGAAAAGUUCGAAUCUCUUGCUUUCGUCGUCUUAGGCCUCCACCGUGAAAAUUUCAGUUUAAAAAAGAAAUUAAUGUU
Nicrophorus vespilloides is the source of this 1143-nucleotide messenger RNA. It is a transcript of the gene mfrn, whose product is annotated as mitoferrin-1. The record is from RefSeq and is a predicted model, not a curated record. Lineage: Eukaryota; Metazoa; Arthropoda; Insecta; Coleoptera; Silphidae. Gene Ontology annotation, cellular component: mitochondrial membrane. Gene Ontology annotation, molecular function: ferrous iron transmembrane transporter activity. Gene Ontology annotation, biological process: iron import into the mitochondrion.